This is a messenger RNA of Lepisosteus oculatus (spotted gar), 5476 nucleotides long. It is a transcript of the gene ankrd33ba, whose product is annotated as ankyrin repeat domain 33ba. Gene Ontology annotation, molecular function: protein binding. The record is from RefSeq and is a predicted model, not a curated record. NCBI's taxonomy places the organism in Eukaryota, Metazoa, Chordata, Actinopteri, Semionotiformes, Lepisosteidae.
ACAGGCGUGUCUUCUUGUAAACCCCAAGAGGGGGUCUUAGGGAGCUCACAGCUCCGUGCUUCCACCUGCUCCUCUUGAACCUGUGCUUCUGUCCCGCCACCCUCAAUCAUUAAGACUCAAGACGCCGGUCCGCAGCCUUUCAAAGCGGCACAAGUUAUAGUCAGCAUGGGUUCCCGGCUCCGAGUUCAAGUCUCUAGUUAAAUCUGGCUAUUAUAAAAUUAUGCCUGAUGUCAACAUUUUAAACUGGAGAUUCAAUCUUCUCAGAGAGGGAGAGAGGGAGGAUAAUCGGAUUACCGGGCUGCAGUUUUGCAAAUGUCUCUUUCACGGUUAGCGUUUGUGAGGAUGAGGUCGUUUUACUUUCUCUUUGUCCGUUAGCGACUCACCAAACUAUUUUAGGCAGCGCCUAAAGUUUUCAGGGAAUUUUUUUUAAUGAAAUCACCAUAUGGUAACACGCACUCAGUUUACUGUGGGAAUGUCAGGGGAAGUUCGAAAACGGGAUUUUUUUAUAUAAUCAUGCCAUGGUUAUAUGUUUGCAGAUCCUUUUUUCUAUUUCAAAUGAAGACAGUGACACGAAUCUUCACAAACUGAAGAAAAUGUGUGAAUACAAAAACGGAUUCUUAACGACUUUUGAAUGUUCGCUUUAAAACUUCACGAAUAUUUCUGGUAAAAAAAGUCAACAGGAUUUUUGUCACUGCGUAAUCCAGUCUCUGAAUAAUGGAAGAGAAUAGUUUGAAAGCAUCAGUUUUUGUGUCUACAAAUCAAAGUAUAUAUUUAUCAGCUACGCACUAUGUGUUACUAGUAAGAAAGUUAUAGCCUUUCUGUUCAGGACAUGUACGACAAGGUCAAGAAAAACUGAUUUAUGUAGCAAGUGCGUCAAUUUUUCGCCCUGAGGACAUUUAUUGGGGGUUAAAUGGUGCUGAUAGCGGACGACAGGGACGGAGGAGGACACUCUCCUGUCAAGAUCAAGCCUGUUCAGCAUUGUAAAAGUGGAGGCGGGGUGGAAGAGAAACCCACAAAUACAGCGGACCCGUCUGCAAGCCUAAAUUCAGAAAACGACGAAUUUCUCGGUUCCGUCGGCUCGGAGCAAGAGGAGGAUGAUUACGAAGAGUACGACGAUUUCUCCGAGUUACCGGAUACCCGGAGCAUCGCCUCGGACGACUCUUUCUACCCUCCUGACGACCUCUCCCUCUCGGACGAAGAGAGGGGUCAGACUCCGGAGAGCCCGGCUCCUCUCUCCUUCUUCCAGGCGUGCUGUACCAACAACCCCAUCAUCGUCAAAGUCAUGAUCAGACAGGGGGUGACGGAGGCAGAAGUGAAAGAAACGGACAAGAACAACAGGACUGGACUGAUGGUUGCCUGCUACCAGGGCUAUGUGGAUGUUGUCACAGCCCUGGCCCAGUGCCCCUACGUUGACGUGAACUGGCAGGACAAAGAAGGCAACACUGCCCUCAUCACUGCUGCCCAGGCAGGACACAUCACGAUCUCCAACUACCUGCUCAACUACUUCCCCGGCCUGGACCUGGAGCGGAGGAACGUGCACGGCUUCACGGCGCUGAUGAAGGCCGCCAUGCAGGGCCGGACGGAGUGCGUCCGGGCGCUGAUGCUCGCAGGAGCCGACCUGGAGGCCACCGACCACGGGCGGCGGCUGACCCCCCGGGAAUGGGCGCUCUUCACGGCGCGGUACGAGACGGCCCUGGCGAUGACGCAGCUGCUGGCCCGGCCCUGCGCGGAGCAGUUCUGCGACUCCUACCGGCCCGAGUGGCCGCAGCUGAAGGAGCUGGUGGCGAAGGCCGGCGAGCCCAAGGGCUGCUUGCAGAAGCUCUCGGAAACGCUCUGCUCGGUCUUCAGCUUCGGGUUACCCGGCGAGCCGGAGGAGGAGGGGGUGAUGGACCACAUGGUGCGAAUGACGACCAGCCUGGGCAGCCCCUUCGUGGCCCUGGGCUGCCAGACGGUGUGCCCAGGGAGCCCCCCCUGCGUGGGCAAGCGGCGCACCGCGGUGCAGGAGAUCCUGCGGAGGCAGCGCGUGGAGCAGCUGAAGAACCUGGGCCCUGAGCGGCUCAACAACUACAAGAAGCUCUUCCAGAACUCGCGGGUCACGCUCGUGUCCAGAAAGAAAGACAGGCGGGCCAGCCUGCAGCCCCAGAGCCUGCCGGCCGGCUCGGCGUCCGCUCUGGCCGCCCGGCGCGGCAGCCUGCUCCCCCUGCACCUGCUGAGGCGGAGCAGCGUGCGGCCGGGCGUCGUGGUGCCCAAGGUGCGGCUGACCAAGGCGCCCCCGCCCACGUACCAGCCCGAGCGGGCGCGCCGCAAGAGCAGCGCCAAGGACAGCCAGUUCCUGCAGCUUCCCAAGUGGAGGUACAAGGAGCUGAAAGAGGAGCGGAAGAAGGCAGAAGAGGAGGAGAGGAGGAGAGCUGAAGAGGCCACCCGGAAACGCCUGGCGUCGGCGAAGAAGAAGGCCUGACCUCCACGGCCUUCGGGUGUCACUGUCACUCUCGCUUCACUACUUGAGACGCUUUGUAUUUAUUUUUGUAUUUAUUGCUUUUAAAGAGAAGGGAUGCUUUAUAUUUUCUGGGGGAAGACAAUCAAUCUGAUUCACACACGGCCAUCAAACUAGCAAGGAGUUCCGAUGGGCUUCCCCGUGAUGAAACACGUUGUCUACACAGCACUCCAGUUGUGAGACUUCCCUCCUACUACCUGUACACCCCAGGUACUCAACCCCUUUUUGAGGUUACAAAACGACUUUCUUGACCAUGAUGAGACGAGCUGAUUAAGAUCCAGUAAUCGCAGAUGAUGACUGCCAGUCUUGUGCUUUUUUCCGUGAGGACGGAGAAGACAAAUGGGAUUAAAACAGUCAGCCAAAGACAGAAAAUAGAGGCCAGACAAUCCCAAUCUCGCUGAUUAAAGGUCUUAUAGUCCCAUCCAGGCAAGGCUAAAAAUAGAUCCUGGAUUUAAACACUUGAUGUUAGUGACAGCUGAACUUAGCAAUAAUUUUACAACAAUAAUUGCUCAUAAAUCCUAGGUUUAAAGCGCAUUUUAUACAACAGCUGAGUAAAAACAAAUUGCAAUGAUUUGAGAUCUAAAAAAUUCUAUGAUUGGAUGUAAUUUAUACUGCAACAGCUCACCAGGAGAUUCUUUAGAAGAGAAGAGUUACAUGCUCACAUAUAUACAUACACACACAUCAGUGUUCUGUUUGAAAUAUCUUUAUGCCACAGCAAUGGCAACAACGAGGACGGUGCUGAAAGUUUUUUCUCAUGUGACUCGUUGAGUUUUUAAAGUGCAACAAGUAGAAAUGUACUUCACUUCCUGAGUAGCUACUGAGUAGAAAUACACUUAACCAUGGAAGAUGUUUGCGGGUGUUGCACAAUUAUCCAUAUACAUUCUUUAAAUAUGUAAAAUCUCAUUACUGUACAUCUAUGAAUACCAGCUCAGGAUUGUGCACUACAGAAACUUGUUCUGAGUAAAGGUCUAAAUUUCAUGUACUAAACACGAACGCAGCUGUGGAGAGCAAAGUCAGAUCUCUGUGGUCCCACAGCGCAUCAGCAACGCUAUGGAUACCCAGCACCAGCCUGGCCAGAGCCGCGCUGUGCUCACUGGAAAUGACAUUGUGAUUCCCCUCAGCACUCCCAGGACAGGCCUGGUCUCUCCGUGAGCACGGACAGCAGCUCACAGCGUACAGUAUGUCAGACACGUACUCCAUUAACUCAGCACUGGCAACAUGUCGACUGCUAAAAACAGUAAAUGUAUACAAAAACACGUAUGCUUUGAGGAGUCAGAGUUCAUGUUCAUGUUUUAAAAAUUGUCAUCUGCUCACAAGCUGACACUAGCACAUACUGAGAAAUGGCAGGACAUGGUUUUCCGUAUCUUUUUUUUCCCCAGAAUUCACAGAGAAUUUUAAAGCUAAUUUUUAGGUUGCUGGGCUGGUUGCAGGUUCCACUGGCAGCUGCUUCAAUUCAACACAAAUUCCCCUUGUGCGGAGUCUGAAAAUACAGACUCUUUCUUUUAAGGGGGGGUGUUUUAACAUAGAUGCACUUGAAUCAUAAAAUAAGCUCAUACUAAAAACUGUUAGGUGAGUAAACCUCCGCCAAAAUUUGAUUAGCCUGGCUGUCAAGAGGAAUCUCGGAAGCAACAACAUUUCCCUGAUCCCACUUUUUCAUUUAAGUUUGAGAUGUUUAAAUGAAGAGGCCGGAUCGUAUACAGAUAUCGUGAGCCUCACAGGAGGGUUUUAACCGUUGACUCUGAAAUCUGCAAUACGCCUUCUUUGACUGACUGCAGGUGGAAUCUUAACGGUAAAAGCAAACUAUCCCCAGACAUUUUCAUGCUUUCAGUUCCGAUAGCUGAUGGUGCACCAAGUAUAAUAUGCACUUACUGGAAGGGAUGGCUUUUUUUUAUAUCGCUGCUGUUCUGAAAUAAUGUGAAUUUGAUAGAUAUAUUAAAAACCAACAGGUUUUCUCCCAAGUGAUGUGUGUUGUUUUUUUUUCAUGUGAUGAGAAGAAGAAAAAAAGAGAGCUUUUUACUGGCUAAUCCCACCCAGGGCUGUAAAAUGUUCCAAGUUCCAAUCUUGAUCCAACACCUGGCUCCAGUGAGACUUGUAUAUACCGAACCUCGAGAGCAAGAAAAGCGUAAUGCCGCAGGGGGAAGUAGAAAAAAACAACAUUUCGGCCAUUAAGCAUUCCUCCAAAGAAGGAGUCUUUAAAUUAAGGUCCUGAGGUCCUGGGUCAGAUCCCAAGGCACUUUGUGCAAGAACUGGGAUGUUCACCCAGCUGGAACAGUCCGGCCUCCCUGAAGCUGCUUCUGAAACCAGCCGGUGGGGCAGCAGCCUCCCGCUCUUCCAGCAGACCUGUGAUGGCGGAGCAAGCUGACCUGCGGCCCCACCUGGGCAGGAGAUGACCAGUGGCGGCCGGGCCCAGCUUAUCGCCGAGAAGGCGGUGCGGCCCGGAGCAACAUGCCCAUGCAUGUCCCCAGCUCGAAAACCUCUGGACCCUUUGGGAGGAAAAGAGCUCAACAACUGCAAGCAAUUACAAAGCUAUUUAUGGACAUUUAAUCGGAAUAUGGAUGUCUUAGUAAUGAUGAAUGUGAAGGCUUUACGCCAAAGGGACAUGGAUAUUGAAGCUUUUCCAACUAUGUCCUUUGAAAAGUAGUUAACGCCAGUUUGAUUAUAAAUACCUCAUGAGGGCUACGGAAAAAAAACAUGUCAAGACGGCAACAUAAAAUUAAAGCCAGAAUUUAUUUCAAUUGAUCCUAGUCUUUGUCACUUUGUGACAAAAAUAAUUCAUACAUUUGACAUCACUUCAGAAAUAUUUUUGAAGUAAAACGUUGUAAUUCAACAAACCCAACAUUCCCAUGGUGAUUUUCAAAAGCCCCUGGAAGAAUAUAAAUGCCCAGCUGACGCUGCCCUGAAAGUGAAUGAUCUGAAUUGAUCUUUUGGUCACGAGAACAUUGCCCAAAGUCCCAUCCAGCGUGUGGAGCCCUGCAUCACCUU